Molecule: messenger RNA, 2010 nt
Organism: Penicillium hordei
Lineage: Eukaryota; Fungi; Ascomycota; Eurotiomycetes; Eurotiales; Aspergillaceae
Product: RNA-binding snoRNP assembly protein NAF1
Exons: 1
Coding region: 1-2010 (669 amino acids)
Biological process (GO): box H/ACA snoRNP assembly; ribosome biogenesis; pseudouridine synthesis
Cellular component (GO): sno(s)RNA-containing ribonucleoprotein complex
Molecular function (GO): RNA binding
Source: RefSeq, a predicted model, not a curated record
AUGGAUGGACAUCACAACCCUUCAAAUGGAACAGGUGCCGAUGAAGGCCCUGCCCCGAAAAAACCCUGUCUUAUUGAGACGCCUAUCGCAGGGACCCCAGACAACGGCAGCGAUUUCUACAACACUCCCUUGGCUGCAGGUACACCAGACAUAGGUAUAGCCAGUCUAGAUUCUGGAAGCAGUGCAUCUGAACCCUCUACUUCCUCGAAGCCAACCUAUAUGAUCCCCGGAUUAAACCUUAUCCACCACCCCUCCGAACAAAAAAAUGGCUCGCCUCCGACCGAAGACACAAUCAAGCAAGAGGAAGGUCAACUAGUGAACCAGCAAGAUGUUGAGACAGAGCUCAAGCAAGAGGAAAUUCAGCACAUUUGCCAACCCGAGUCCACCGACUCAGUCAUGAAGGACGAGACAGAGGCGAACCAAAUAAAAAAUGAACCCACUGCUCCCCUCAGCGAAGCUAUAAAUGCCGAUCAAGAUACCUGCCAAGACAAUAUGAUCGAAGCCACUGGUCAGGCUGACGAUGCCAAAGAAGAUGAGCACCCUGAGUGGGAGGUUGACUCUUCCCCAUACGAGUCAUCUUCAGACAGCUCUGAUUCCUCGGACUCCGAUGAUAGUGACGAUGAAGACUAUCCCAUCCUCAGCGCCGAGGAGCAAGCACAGAUUCUCAUGCGGGCGGAAGGUGGUUCCGAUGACGAAGGAGACGGCAAGGGGAAAACAGGCGGACAACUGCGGACCACCAAUGAAAUCGAAUACGAGGCCCUGCCUAUCCCUGACGUUACGAUCACCCCCGAGAUGAAGAUUGUGUUCCUCGGGAAAGUUCAUGCCGCCAUCGAUAACAAUGUCCUUAUCGAGGCUAACACCUCCGGAGAAUACCAGGUACUUGAGUCGGGCUCCUUGCUUUGCUCUGAUGAUCGCCAGGUCAUUGGUGUAGUAGCAGAGACCCUGGGCAGAGUGGAAAAUCCUCUGUAUACAGUCACAUAUGCCACAGCCUCCGAAGUACAGGAAAAGGGCUUAGUCAAGGGCAAGGAUAUCUUCUAUGUUGAGGGACACUCCACCUUUGUGUUCACCCAGCCGCUCAAGGGCAUGAAGGGAAGUGACGCUUCCAACUUCCACGAUGAGGAAGUUGCUGCCGAUGAGAUAGAAUUCUCCGACGACGAAGCAGAGGCUGAAUACAAGCGGAAGCUGAAGCAGAAGCGACAAGAGCGAAAGGAAGCCAGAGAAGGCCCCAAGGGUAAGAAGCCAGCCCCAGGACCUUCAAAAUUGAACCAGACCGAGCUCAACUACGACGAUGCCGGAGGUGAGGAGGGCUACACCCCUCUUGCACGCCCUACCAACCUUCACGAAAUGAUGAAUACCCGCGAGCCACCAGUUGAAGGCAACGAGCGUGGCGGGUUCCGUGGCGGACGAGGUCGGGGUCGGGGUGACCGUGGACGCGGAGGACGGGGCAGAGGUGGACGUGGAGGAAGGGAGUGGGACCAGGACCGUCGGCCCCAGCAGGCCAGUGGCCCAACCCACGAGUCCCAGCCUCAGCCUCAAGCACAGCCCACCGCUCCCUACAGCCAGCCAAUGUACCAGCAACCUCAACAGCCAUACGGGAUGCCCCAGCCCUUCGCUGCGUAUGCUCAAUACGCACAGCAGCAAGCCCAGAACCCGCAACAUGCGCAACAGCAACAGCCGCAAUUUGGCCAAGGUGGAGCGCAGCCACAGAUGCCUUUCCAGUUCUCUCCAUACCCGGCCUUCCAACAACCGCAAUCCAAUGGUUUCCAGAACGUCCAACAGGGUGCUUCUCAAUUCAACCCUCAAUCUCUGGCUAUGUUGCAACAACAGCAACAAUUCAUGCAGCUUCUGCAACACCAGCAGCAUUACCAACAAUCUCAGCAGCAUUACCAACAACCCCAGCACCAACAGCCUCAGCCUCAAAAUCCGGCUAUGAACUUUGACCAAGUUAAAGCUCAGCUGGAUCUGCUGCGAAACCUGAGCGGCGGGAAUCAGGGUCCUCCUUCUUCCUGA